CACCCAGUUUCCCCUCCACUGGGAACACCAACCUCACGCUGUUUGACACACGUAGCAAAGGCGCCAGCAUUGCCAACGUCUUUGUUCCAGAACUUCAAAACUUAUGCAUUCGAGAAGAUUGAACAGCCAUGACACCCCGAGAUCUGAAUCAAAUGGACAGGAUGCCGAGCUCCACCAAGGAGACCCCCGGCCCGUCUCCGCGAGGCGCUCUUCCCUCUUUGGCGACGCAGCUCCACCCGCCUCCGUCCCCUGGCACUCCCCGAACGCUUAGGAGAUUGCAGUCGGCGCAUAGCCUUGGAGCAAAGGCCGCAGCUCAACCGUCGCUCAUUUCGCAGCAAAGGCUACAGAUACAACGCCAGCAGCAGUUCCAAAACCUGAACCAGCACCUCCAGAGACUCCCUCCUCAAGCCCAGCCGAGAAGUCAUGCGAGCAUCAACCGCUCGCCACAGAGAGGACGCGCCAACAGCGACGCACCGCCGAUUCCCAACGUUACCCAGCUCAAUGCUACCAUGACCAUGACCGCAGCAACAGCAAGUAGGCGCUCCGUGCUGAGCAAGCGGUCGCUCGCCGCCGAUGCCAUGUCUCUCGAGAGACUGCUUCGCGAAGGACCGCCCAACGGCGACGUCGAGGGUGCUCUCGAGAGCACGCGACUUAAGAUUCUCGACCAGGGUAUCAAGUCGGACAGCGACGGGAUGUCGUCACUCCGGAUCUACGUGUGGCUCAUAUUGCUCAAUGCGCCGGUGCUCGAGACCGACACCUACCUGGCCCUCAUACACCGCGGCGCGUCUCCGGCCUACUCCAAGAUCCGCAAUGACACUUUCCGCACAUUAUCGACCGAUCCCCUUUUCCGACGCCGUGUGAGCGAGGCAAGCCUUAUCCGACUGCUAAAUGCCUUCGCGUGGACACUCCACGAUACGCGUGAGGAGCGCAAUCGGGAACCAAGCAUAGCCAGCAGCUCGCGUCUGUCGCUAGACCAAUCCAGUAGCCGACCAGGAACGGCCUACGGAAGCGAUUACGGGAGCCCAAGUUCAUCUCCCGCGGCGAAAAGAGCACGUGCCCUGACGCUCACGACUGAGGGCUCCGUUACGAGCAUGACAGCGGAAGCGGGGACCUACGUCCAGGGCAUGAACGUGCUGGCGGCUCCCUUCUUGUACGCUGCGCGUAGCGAAGCCGAGGCGUUUGUCGCCUUCCACCAGCUCCUGACGAAGGAGUGCCCUGGCUACAUCCGCGGUGCCAUGGACGGCGUACACAAGGGCCUGGCGCUGGUCGACAAGGUGCUGGCCAUCGUCGACCCAAAGCUCAGCCUGUACCUGCUUUCCAAGAACCUCUCAGCCGAAAUCUACGCUUUUCCCUCCGUGCUGACGCUCUGUGCCUGCACGCCGCCUCUGCCGGAGGUCUUGCGGCUCUGGGACUUCCUUUUUGCAUACGGCCCGCAUCUGAAUAUUCUGUGCAUUGUUGCGCAGCUGGUUAUGAUCCGCACCAAGAUCAUGGAGUCACCUAGUCCCAAUAAGCUCCUGAGAUCCUUCCCGGCUCUUCAAGCGGAUCAGAUCAAGCGUACGACUUUAGCGAUCAUCAAGAUGAUACCCAACGAUGUCUACGCUGAGAUUGUUUCUCACGCGCGGUAAAGCGGGAAAGACGCUCUGACAAGGCAACUGCUGCUGCUCAGCGCAGAUCAUCGAGCGAGAGGUCUCGGCAAGCCGCGCACGUAAUGAUAAUCUGGAACAUCCCCGGUUGGAUGCAUUCAAACCCAAAUCGCAAAUGUCAAGCCGCUAUCCAGACGUUCUAGCUGUCCGCUUGCUUAAAAGAGGCGAGCAUCGGGGAGACCGAGCAAUACUUCGGCAGCCUGCUCAUUCAACCUGUUCCU
Messenger RNA from Chaetomium strumarium, 1864 nucleotides. Its product is annotated as rab-GTPase-TBC domain-containing protein. The record is from RefSeq and is a predicted model, not a curated record. Gene Ontology annotation, cellular component: mitotic spindle pole body. The transcript is spliced from 3 exons. Bases 129 to 1625 code for a protein of 498 amino acids. Gene Ontology annotation, biological process: activation of GTPase activity; negative regulation of septation initiation signaling. Gene Ontology annotation, molecular function: GTPase activator activity. Lineage: Eukaryota; Fungi; Ascomycota; Sordariomycetes; Sordariales; Chaetomiaceae.